UAGAAAUUUCGCCACAACUCACAACUAUAUUUUUUAAAUCAUUUUGCCGUGUGAGGUUAAUAGUCUGAGCUUCUAUAUAAGGCACUUGAAUGAAGCUUCAAACACCCGCCUUGUGCAAGUCUAAUUCAAUAGCCCUAUCCUUAAUUAAGUUGCAAAAUCAUCGCAAACCUGGCCUUUCAAGCGUGUUUGAUACAACCUUGACACAACAUCAGCAGUUUCAGUAAGAGGAAAAUGGAUGUUGGUUACCAUAAUAAAUCUUUUGAAAGUUCGUUUGAGUCAGUUGACACAGCGGGGAAAGUCAUCACUUGCAAAGCUGCUGUAGCAUGGGGUCCUGGACAGCCUCUUGUCAUUGAAGAUGUUCAAGUUGCUCCCCCUCACAAGAUGGAGGUCAGGGUCAAGAUUCUAUUCACUUCAAUCUGUCACACGGAUCUCAGUGCUUGGAAAGGCGAGAAUGAAGCUCAAAGAGCAUAUCCUCGGAUUCUCGGCCAUGAAGCAGCAGGGAUUGUUGAGAGCGUUGGUGAAGGUGUUGAGGACAUGAAAAAAGGUGACCAUGUCAUUCCAAUCUUCCAAGGACAGUGUGGCAACUGCAUCUGCUGCAGAAAUGAGAAAACAAAUCUCUGCCAAAGGUUUGGAGUGAAUCCAUUGAAGAGUGUGAUGGUAAAUGAUGGCAAGCCAAGGUUUUCAACCAAGGAUGGGAAUCCCAUAUUUCAUUUUCUCAACACCUCCACUUUCAGUGAGUACACCGUUCUUGAUUCAGCCUGUGCUGUCAAGAUUGACUCUGAGGCACCUCUUGAGAAAAUGAGCCUCUUGAGUUGCGGUGUCUCCACAGGAGUUGGAGCCGCUUGGAAUGUAGCUAAUGUGCAACCUGGAUCAAGCGUAGCAAUCUUUGGUUUGGGUGCCGUGGGACUCGCGGUAGCUGAAGGAGCGAGAGUAAGAGGAGCAUCCAAAAUAAUAGGCGUUGACAUAAACCCUAGCAAAUUUUCCAAAGGUAAAGCUGUGGGAAUUACAGAAUUCAUAAAUCCAAAGGAUCUAGAAGUGCCAGUGAAUGAGAGAAUUGGAGCUAUGACAGAUGGAGGUGUAGACUACAGUUUUGAGUGUGCAGGAAACCUUGAAGUUCUUCGUCAGGCAUUUUUGUCUACCCAUAUGGGAUGGGGACUGACUGUACUAUUGGGGAUUCACCCAAGCCCAAUGCUGCUACCUCUCCAUCCAAUGGAGUUAUUUAACGGGCGUCAAAUCGUAGGAUCGGUCUUUGGAGGCUUCAAAGGCAAAACCCAGCUACCAGAGUUUGCCAAACAAUGCAUGUGCGGGACCCUGAAAUUAGACGAGUUCAUCACGCAUGAGCUUCCCUUCGAUAAGAUAAAUGAAGCCUUUCAAUUGCUAGUUGACGGGAAGUCACUUAGAUGCCUUCUGCACCUCUGAGCUCCUUCACAAGAUGCUGGCAUCCUUUGAACAUGGCAACCUAUGGUUUGCAAAUAACUGGCGCUGUGCUUGCGACAAUUAGAAACACAAAUAAAGACUUUUGGCUCAUUAUCAUAAACUCUGAAGCAACAAUAAUAUAUAGUUGUUGGAUCACUACUAGAAUAUACCACUUGGAUAGCUUUGUUUUGUUUUGAACCUACAUAUAUGCUUCGAAUGAAAAUUAGUAUUGAGAGCUUUUCCAGAAAAACUCUC
This is a messenger RNA of Durio zibethinus, 1671 nucleotides long. RefSeq names its product alcohol dehydrogenase-like 4. The record is from RefSeq and is a predicted model, not a curated record. Gene Ontology annotation, biological process: formaldehyde catabolic process. Gene Ontology annotation, molecular function: alcohol dehydrogenase (NAD+) activity; zinc ion binding; S-(hydroxymethyl)glutathione dehydrogenase [NAD(P)+] activity. Gene Ontology annotation, cellular component: cytosol. NCBI's taxonomy places the organism in Eukaryota, Viridiplantae, Streptophyta, Magnoliopsida, Malvales, Malvaceae.